Fusarium venenatum is the source of this 417-nucleotide messenger RNA. RefSeq names its product Prefoldin subunit-domain-containing protein. Lineage: Eukaryota; Fungi; Ascomycota; Sordariomycetes; Hypocreales; Nectriaceae. The record is from RefSeq and is a predicted model, not a curated record. Gene Ontology annotation, biological process: protein folding. Gene Ontology annotation, cellular component: cytoplasm; prefoldin complex.
AUGGCUUCAUUAGUACAGCGUCGUAUGCUCUCAAAGGCGGAUGAGGAGGCAGCCGACGAGGUCGAGGUUCGACGUGAGGACCAGGACAAGAUCAACCGAUUCAGCCGUCUACACCAGCGAGAGCUUGUUUUGGGCGAAGAACUUAGCGCUAAGAACAAGGAGAAGGAAGAGCUUGACGACUUAUCCACAGAACUCGAACUUGCCGACGAGGACGAGAAGAUCCAGUACAAGAUUGGCGAUGCCUUUUUCCACGUUUCAGUAGAGCAGGCCCAGGAGAUGCUUGAGAAAGCAACGGAAACGCUUGAGGAAGAGUCAGUAUCGUUGGAGGAAAAGCUGUCGUCUAUCCGUGAGGAGAUGACAAAGCUCAAGGUCGAUUUAUAUGCCAGAUUCGGAAAGCAGAUCAACCUAGAGACUUGA